AUGGCGUCCCUGUUCUCCGGCCGCGUCCUGGUCCGCAACAACAGCGAGCAGGACCUGCCCCCCGGCGACACUGAGGCUCAGGAUGGCCUUCAGUUUCGCCGCUCAGAACCUCAGUGCCGCCUCUGUGACUUCGUGUGUGACAACCGCUCUGCAUGCUCCGGCGGUAAUGGGAAAAGCUCAAAAGGCAGCGUUGCAGUGGUGUUUGGUGGCACACCUGUCAUUGUCAGGCUCUGGCGGGAGGCUCACACGUUUGGGCCCAGCCUGGGGGAACUGGAGGGCGCGGGCCUCGUGGAACGAGUGCGUGGAUCGAUCCACAAAGCGCAGGCAAACGGACAGAGGGGCGAGGGCUGCGUAGCUGGCGCCGGGUGGUCUGACUGGUUUUUGCACCACUGCCACCGCCUCCGCCAUGUGGCCCUGGGGCUGUUCUGCUGCGGGGUCUCUGUCUACUUAGCAGCACUGUCCAUCUAUGCCCUGCUGCUUUUCGAGACCGACGCAGGUGCGGCCGCUGCCUCCAUCCUGGGCUCCGGUGCGCUGGUGCUGGUGGCCGUACUGACCCACACCCUGCUCCAGGCUGCCCGGGCUGCCCGCCGUGGCCUCCACAACCCAGCCCCGCCCAGCUUUGAGGAUGAGUCCAGCCGCCCUGCUGGCGUCUCCAAGGCGGGCCCCAGCACACAGCCCCAGCAGGGUACCCACCCACGGGCCCCCUAUUCAUCCUGCCCAGAGCCUGGGGACCCCCUGGGGCCCACAGCCACAGCCACCACCCCUGCCACCCUUGGGGGCUGCCGGGACAGCAGCCUAUCCGCACCCCACAUGUCCUGCACACUGUCGGCUGAUGUGGGCCACUGGCACGGGGUUGCACAUGAGAUGAACAGCAUGCUGGGGCAUGGGCCGGGGGACACAGGAAAGGACUCCACACUGGUGUGAGCCUGGGGACCGGUGAGAAGCAGCUGCCUAGAGACUGGUCCAGAUCCCCUGCAGUAGCAGUAGAACCUGAUACAGCCCAAAACUCACAGCAUCCCUGGGGUUUAUAACAUUGCCUCAUGGUGCAAAAUGGCUGCCAGGGCUCCAGCCUUUCCCUUCUCAUUAGACCUCAGUGCAAGGGAGGCUGGGAAAUAUAGCCAUCCAGAAUGAGUAAGGUUCUGUAAUAGGAAAAAGGGAGGAUAGGGAUUAGGUAGUGAUUUAAGUUUCUCCCUCCAUCUUACAGAUGAGGAAACCAAGGCCCCAAGAGAGGCAGUGACUCACCAGAGCACUCACCUCUGAGUAUCACCCGGGUCCUGUGAGCCCCGCGACGCUGAUGGCCGGUACAAAGCUCAGACUGUGACCCCAAGGCCUCGGGCGCUGAAGCUCACAUGUGUGGGCCUCAGGCCAGGGGAGGUGAGAAGGCAGGGCCCAGGCUCCUGGCUGGCAGCCCAUGUGCCUCAGUUUCCUUGCUUGUAAAAUGGAGCCCAGGCUGCUGGGUGGGGCUGCAGCAUGCCCUGGCCCCACCCCACCUCGCAAACCUACAAAUAAACC
Fukomys damarensis (Damara mole-rat) is the source of this 1512-nucleotide messenger RNA. It is a transcript of the gene Tmem221, whose product is annotated as transmembrane protein 221. Bases 1 to 924 code for a protein of 307 amino acids. NCBI's taxonomy places the organism in Eukaryota, Metazoa, Chordata, Mammalia, Rodentia, Bathyergidae. The record is from RefSeq and is a predicted model, not a curated record. The transcript is spliced from 7 exons.